Fragaria vesca subsp. vesca is the source of this 3883-nucleotide messenger RNA. RefSeq lists its product as uncharacterized. Gene Ontology annotation, molecular function: protein binding; DNA binding. Gene Ontology annotation, biological process: regulation of DNA-templated transcription; response to hormone. Gene Ontology annotation, cellular component: nucleus. The coding region runs from base 1 to 3465 and encodes 1154 amino acids. The transcript is spliced from 15 exons. NCBI's taxonomy places the organism in Eukaryota, Viridiplantae, Streptophyta, Magnoliopsida, Rosales, Rosaceae. The record is from RefSeq and is a predicted model, not a curated record.
AUGAGGUGGGCCGCCUUAACACCGCCCGUUACGGUGGUCUUUGACGCCUUCAGGAGUGCCAUUUGCAACAUGUUGCGCCAUUCUACUCUUGUGGAGAUGCAAACAAGAGUUGAAGGAGAACAAAGAAUCAUAAACCCGGAGCUAUGGCAGGCCUGCGCCGGGCCGCUGGUGAACUUGCCGCCGGCGGGGACCCACGUGGUGUAUUUCCCUCAAGGCCACAGCGAACAGGUUGCUGCGUCUAUGAAAAAGGACGUUGAUGCUCAAAUUCCAAACUAUCCAAAUCUUCCCUCCAAGCUGCUAUGUCUCCUUCACAGUGUCACCUUGCAUGCUGACCCUGAAACGGACGAGGUUUAUGCGCAGAUGACACUUCAACCUGUAACCUCAUUCGACAAGGAAGCUUUAUUGAGAUCAGAUCUUGCCCUGAAAUCCAAUAAGCCCCAACCGGAGUUUUUUUGUAAAACAUUGACUGCCAGUGAUACUAGCACUCAUGGAGGUUUCUCUGUUCCCCGCCGUGCUGCAGAGAAGAUUUUUCCUUCUCUUGAUUUCAACAUGCAACCACCUGCUCAAGAAAUCGUUGCCCGGGAUUUGCAUGAUACUGUUUGGACCUUUCGUCAUAUCUAUCGGGGGCAACCAAAACGCCACUUGCUUACAACAGGAUGGAGCCUAUUUGUUAGUGGGAAGAGGCUUUUCGCUGGUGAUGCUGUCUUGUUCAUUAGGGAUGAAAAGCAGCAGCUUCUCUUAGGCAUUAGACGUGCUAAUAGGCAACCGACCAACCUAUCAUCAUCAGUUUUGUCAAGUGACAGUAUGCAUAUUGGGAUUUUGGCAGCUGCAGCUCAUGCUGCUGCGAACAAUAGCAUCUUCACAGUGUUCUACAAUCCUAGGGCUAGUCCAUCAGAAUUUGUUAUCCCUUUGGCUAAGUACUACAAGGCAGUUUGUGCAAACCAACUAUCGUUGGGCAUGAGGUUUCGUAUGAUGUUUGAAACUGAAGAGUCAGGAACAAGAAGGUACAUGGGUACAAUUACAGGAAUCAGUGAUCUUGAUCCUGUUAGAUGGAAGAACUCACAAUGGCGUAAUUUACAGGUUGGUUGGGAUGAGUCAACUGCUGGGGAAAGGCGUAAUCGGGUCUCAAUCUGGGAAAUUGAGCCUGUUACUGCUCCAUUUUUCAUCUGUCCCCCACCAUUCUUCAGAUCAAAGCGUCCUAGGCAACCGGGAAUGCCAGAUGAUGAAUCCUCUGAUUUAGAUAACAUUUUUAAGAGGACAAUGCCUUGGCUUGGUGAUGAUAUGUGCAUGAAGGAUCCCCAGGUUAUACCUGGCCUAAGUUUAGUUCAGUGGAUGAACAUGCAGCAAAAUUCCUCUGUUGCUAGCUCUAUGCAGCCAAAUUAUAUGCACCCUUCAUUUUCUGGUUCUGUUAUGCCGAACCUUACUGGUGUGGAUCUUUCUCGGCAGAUGGGCUUGUCAGCUCCUCAAUUACCACAGCCAAAUAAUUUACAGUUCAAUGCCCAGAGGUUACCUCAGCAAGUGCAACAGCUUGACCAACUACCAAAGAUGCAGUCCACUAUGAACCCAUUAGCAUCCAUGGUACAACGACAGCAACAGAUGGGCGAUAUGACACAAGUAGCCAGGCAAAAUUUGGUUAAUCAAAGUCUACCCUCCAGCCAAGCUCAGUCCCCGCUUCUGCAACCUCAGUCCCCGCUUCUGCAACCUCAGUCCCUUGCCCAGGCUAACAGUAUUCUUCAGCAGCAAUCUUCUACUCAAAAUCAACUUCAAAGAAACCUUCCUCAGAACCUGCAGCAGCACCAACAACAACAGCAACAACACCAACAACAGCAGCAGCAGCAGCAGCAUCACCAACAAAAUGUGGGUCAGAAUCAACAGCAAAAUUUUAUUCAGACUCCACUGCCUGAUCAAAUGAACCCACAAUUACAACAUCUCUCUGAUAAUCAGCUUCAACUUCAAUUAUUACAGAAGCUUCAGCAGCACCAGCAAUCAUACUUAGCACAGCAGGCACUGCAACAGCAGCCUACUCAACUUCUCCAGCUCCAGGACCAGCAGAGGCAAUUGUUAGAUGUGUCUCAGAGCUUCCCGAGACCCUCAACUCCAAGCGAAAUGCAAGAUAUGCCUCUAUCGGCACCAAUCUCACAUCCUCAGUCAAGAACGAUGCCACAGCAGAUGACUAUUUAUAAUAAUAACCAACCUAAUGGUCGGUUUUCGCAUUUACAGCCACAGUCAAAGCUUCAACAGCAGCAACCUGGUAUUUUGGCUGACAUGUCGGGGCAUAUGGGACUUCCUCCAACUGGCUCAACCAAUCAGCUCUCUAGAGCUGGUAGCGGUAUGAUGGCAGGAGUUGCAGGAGCAGGGCAGUCUGGGUUAACAGAUGAGGGUCCAUCAUGUUCCACUUCACCCUCCACAAACAACUGUCCAACUGUAGUUCAACCAUUGACGAACAACAGGGCUCAUCGAAACUCAUUAACCGGGGAAGACAUGGCUCAGUCUGCCAACAUGGUUAUGAGUUCAAGUGCCUUGGAAACAAUGCCAUCUAAUGGUAACUUAGUGAAAGGGUUUCAGCAUAAGUCUGAAGUCAAGCCUUCAGUGAACAUCACUAGGAGCCAAAGUCAAGGGAUGCUUAACCCACACACAUACCUGAAUGGUGUAGCUGCCCAAACAGAUUACUUGGACACUUCGUCUUCAACAACUUCAGCUGGCCUCUCUCAGAAUGAUGUCCAUUUACAGCACAAUAAUACCCCAUUGGCUUUCAAUCCACAGUCAAUGUUGUUCAGAGAACCUAGUCAAGAAGUGGAAGCUCAGGUUGAUCAGAGAAAUAAUGUUUCAUAUGGUUCUAACAUUGAUAGCCAAUUGGGAAUACCAUUGAGUUCUGAUCCUUUGUUGGAAAAGGGCAUAGUGGGGAUAGGGAAGGAUAUUACGAAUAAUAUUACUUCAGGAAGCAUGAUUGGCAACUUUGAAAAUUCCAAAGAUGCUCAGCAGGAGCUCUCAUCUUCAAUGGUUUCCCAGUCCUUUGGAGUUCCAGAUAUGACAUUUCAGUCAAUUGACUCCACUAUAAAUGAUAGCAGUUUUCUGGACGGUGGUGCCCCAUGGGCACCAGCAGCACAAUUUCAGCGCAUGAGAACGUACACCAAGGUGUACAAACGUGGAGCUGUUGGGAGAUCUAUAGAUAUUACACGCUAUUCUGGUUAUGAUGACCUCAAACAUGAUCUGGCUCGUCGGUUUGGCAUAGAAGGACAGCUAGAGGACCGAGGGAGAGUAGGUUGGAAACUAGUUUAUGUAGAUCAUGAGAAGGAUGUUCUGCUAGUUGGAGAUGACCCUUGGGAGGAGUUUGUGAACUGUGUUCGGUGCAUCAAGAUUCUGUCCCCACAAGAAGUCCAGCAGAUGAGCUUGGAUGGAGAUUUUGGGGGCAAUACAGUGCUCCCAAAUCAAGCUUGCAGCAGCUCGGACGGUGGAAAUGCCUAGUAUAGUGUACCAAAAUCCUGACAAUUUUUCUUCCUCCAUAGGAGCAUAAAAUAUAUGGGUGUAUAUCUUUCAUGGUGAUCAGCAGCGGAUAAGACCACAAUUUGGUCUCUGGUUACAUGCCACUUGCCACUUUCGACUGCCUGGAGCAUGCCAAUAUAAGAAGUGAUCAUUUGAUAUUAGAGUGGCUUCUAACUUUUUGGCACAACCCUAACAUAAGCACUGGAAUGAAGCUGAAGUUCUCAAAACGUAGUACCCAUACACGAGAUUUCUUGAUGUUCUAGUAGAUUCUGUUCAGGGGCGGGCCGAUGUCUCCGCCACUGACGAACUUGUUAUGGUAUGCUUGUAUUUGUUGAUGCCAUAAUGCUGUUGUAAAAUCAGUAUCAAAGUUCAUUGUCCUUUGAUUGAUUUUUUCCCCUUC